AUGAAAUUUUCAUUAUAUCUAAUAUCCUUGGCCCUUUUGGGUUCAAGUUUUGGUGUUGAUGCCUUCUUAGGCAUGGGCGGUAGUAGUACAGGUGGCGGUGGCGGUUUCAAGUCAAAAUUGUGUGCCAUGGGUAAGACAGAAUUCUGUCCACCGGCACCACCAGUUGAUCCCACUACGACUUCGAUAAUACCCACCGAUAUUAUAACUCCAACACCAACUUUGCCACCAACUCCACCCAUACCGACCACCACAAAUACCGGACCACCCACUACCUUAACCACCGGCACCUCACCUACAACUGAAACAAGUGAACUACCAACCGAUACACUAACAUCACCUACUUCAUCUCCUGAUCCUGAUGCUCCUCCACCAGCCGAAGGUAGAGCUUUAGAUAUUGAGGAAGAUGAUGAUGUUGAGGAAAAUGCUUUAGAUGUUGAAUCUGAUGUCACAGAUGCCCGUGCUCGCCGUGUUAGAAGUCGUCGUAACCGUCGCAAUCGUCGCAUACGCAGACGUAAAGUAAGCCGUAAGAAUAAGAAACGCAAGUCACGCAGAAAUCGUAAGAUCCGUCGUCGCAAUCGUCAAAUCAGACGUAAUCGUAAAAUCCAACGUCGUAAUCGCAAGGCUCGCAGAAAUCGUCGUCGUGGUAUUCGUGUUGUACGCAGACGUGGCAGGAAAACUAGCGGUUAA
Lucilia sericata (common green bottle fly) is the source of this 687-nucleotide messenger RNA. Its product is annotated as protein ECM25-like. NCBI's taxonomy places the organism in Eukaryota, Metazoa, Arthropoda, Insecta, Diptera, Calliphoridae. Bases 1 to 687 code for a protein of 228 amino acids. The record is from RefSeq and is a predicted model, not a curated record. The transcript has a single exon.